AAUACAAUUUAUAUUUUUCUUUAAUACGUAUUAUUAAAUUUCGCAUAAUUGUGAUAUGGAGUAAAAAUCACAUUGUCACUGCAAUUAUUUUAUAUAACUUUUUUUAAUUUGUACGAACGGUCACCUAUUUAUUAUAGAUUUGAUUGAUAUUAUUUGAUAAUGGAAAAAAGCGUAGAUUCGAAUACGAAUUAUCUGCUGGAACAGUUAAUUACAGCAAGAAAAGAAAUUAAUAAUUUAAGACAGGAAAUAAAUAGUCUACGUUAUGUGCAUGAAAGAGAUAUUAGUAAUAUUAAAAGACUAUUGAGAUUGGGGACAAAUAGUCUUACUUCUUUUUCCGAAGAAUCAGCAUCGUCGUCCGAGGUGCUAACAGCACCUUUAAAAAACAAUGAAUUAUUAACAAGUAAAAUUAGUAAUGAUUGUAAUUCAAUUCGUCGACCUAUUGGUAUUAUGUCAAGUUGGUCUCCAAAUAAAAAAGCUACUCCUAGACAGUCUGUAGUUUCUAAUAGUACUUCCGGUAAAAUAAUUCUUUUUCAAAGUAUUUUUACCAAUCCUGAGCACGCUCUUAAAGGAUUAGAUGAAUUUUCACACAUGUGGAUAUUAUUUCAUUUUCAUAAAAAUGAAUUAGGGCAUGUGGGAACAGAAGUUGCACCUCCUGGAUUAAACAGUAUUAAAACUGGAAUAUUUUCCACAAGAUCGCCACAUCGUCCGUGUCCUAUUGGAUUAAGUUUGGUCAAAAUAAUUAAAAUUGAAGAUUAUAAUAUUUACUUCGAAGGUGUCGAUGUGAUCGACCAAACUCCAGUUCUAGAUAUAAAACCAUAUAUUCCAUAUUAUGAUAAUCCAUUGCAUCUAGACAAAGUACUGCAUUCUAUUCGUUUGAAGGAAGAGUCGGAGAAAGGCAAUACAGCAACAUCCUCAUCAUCUUCGAUGAAUAAUGCAGAUGGUUGGAUUUAUAACGCUGCUAACGAUACAGAUAAGCGAUUGUCUGCCAAUUGUAAUGACAACACUUGCACAUUAAACAGAAAAAGUGUUAUUUAUUCAAAGAGUAUUGCAGACAAUCAUUCUCAUGUACAUGUAUCUUCCCCUUCUUCGUCCUCUAUUUCUUCAUCGAUAGAUGUAUCAAAAGACGAAGAACUUGCAUUAAAAUUACAAGCAGAGGAAUUUGAAAACAAUUUAAUCUUUGAAGAUGUUUCUGUUAGCAAUGAAAGUAUAACUAGUUUAGAGGACAAAGAAGUUACGUCUGUAACUACUAGUAGGGUUAACGCAAAUUCAAUUAGCUACAAUACUGGAGUCGGUGGUAGCGAUAUUAGAAACUCGAGACCACUGGAUCAAACAGAUCGCUCAAGAAUAAGAUAUGCAUCUGAUAUGGAUAUAAUCAAUAGGGGUACAACAAAUUUAACAUUCAACGAUGAAUGUCCAUAUAUAUCAGAUAAAAUAGGAAAACGAGAAGCACCAGAUGGAGAAGAAGGCUUUGCUUAUAAUAAAAAGUCAUCUAGUAGUACGGCCGUUACUAAUAAACUAAAUUCUGAAACAAGACCAAUAAAUGUCAGAGUGCCGGGUUGGAUGUUAAAUCCAAAAGAAUCACCUUUUACGAUAAAUUUUUCUAAAAUGUGUUUACAACAGCUACAAGAAAUCUCGAAAGACAAGACAGAUGAAAAAAAAUUGCUUAUAGAGAGCAUUUUAAAGGAAGACCCAAGAACAGCGUUCAUUAGACUGUAUCAUCGUAAUAAAUAUUAUGCAGUAUUAAUUCAUGAUCUUCAUGUCUUUUGUAGAUACAACGAUAUUAAAAAAGAAGUUACGGUCAUUAAAAUUCGACUUGCAGGUCAUACGUGUAAUUGCGGAGAGGCUGAUUGGCAGUGUAUUGGGCAUACAGAACUUUCUCCUGGUCACAACCUCCCAUAGGUUUUAUUAAUAUACUUUUAUAAUGUAUGUGAUUUUUUAUUAUAUAAUUUAUUAGAUAAUUUUUCGCACACGUGAAUCAACUUUGUUACAAGUUCCUCUGAGAUUAAAGUUGAUUAUUUAUGAUAAAUUUCUUAAAAACGCAAUUUGAUUAAAGCUCACGAGCUUAAC
Ceratosolen solmsi marchali is the source of this 2067-nucleotide messenger RNA. RefSeq lists its product as uncharacterized. The record is from RefSeq and is a predicted model, not a curated record. The transcript is spliced from 3 exons. The coding region runs from base 160 to 1899 and encodes 579 amino acids. NCBI's taxonomy places the organism in Eukaryota, Metazoa, Arthropoda, Insecta, Hymenoptera, Agaonidae.